Molecule: messenger RNA, 324 nt
Organism: Lactuca saligna
Lineage: Eukaryota; Viridiplantae; Streptophyta; Magnoliopsida; Asterales; Asteraceae
Source: the annotation of a GenBank genome assembly
AUGAAAUCAGAGCACAAGUGUGCCAUGCUACUGAUUGGUAGAGUGAUGAAGACGAACAGGAGUGAGGGUGAUGCUCGUAUAAAUGAUGGUGUGGAGGAAAAUGAGGGUGAAGGUGAGGAUGAUGAAGUUGGUGAAGUAGCAGGUGAGGGUGAUGGUGAUGGUGAGGCUGAUGGUGAUGGUGAUGGUGAGGAUGAUGGAGAGGGUGAUGAUGAUAUUGAGGAUAAAGGUGAGGGUGAUGAUGAGGAUGACGUAGCAGAUAUGGAGGGAAAUGAUGCUGAUGAUGAAGGGCAUGUACCACCUAGAAGGAAAAGAAAGCCCUCAUAA